AUGUCAAGUCCAGCCAGGAAGAAGGUUUUGUUGAUGGGAAAGUCGGGUAGUGGAAAGACUUCUAUGCGUUCAGUCAUAUUCUCGAAUUACACCGCUCGAGAUACAAGGAGAUUGGGAGCUACGAUCGAUGUUGAGCAAUCUGCAGUAAGGUUCUUGGGAGGAUUAGUAUUGAAUUUAUGGGAUUGUGGAGGACAAAAUGCGUUUGUAGAUAAUUACCUAUCAUCACAAAAAGAUACCAUAUUCUCAAACGUAGCGGUAUUAAUAUACGUUUUUGAUAUAACUUCAACUGAAUGGGAAGGAGAUUUGAGAUAUUUUGAAGAUAUAUUAUUUGCUCUGAGGGAAAAUUCACCUGAAGCUGGAAUUUGGGUAUUGAUCAAUAAGAUGGAUCUAGUUGAUAAAGAAGACCCCAAAAGGAGGAAAUAUGAAGAAAGGAAAUCUGAUUUAUUGGGUGUUGAUGAAAGAGUUAGGAAAGAAUUGAAAGAUGAUGGUAUCAGAGAAGUCUUAAGAUGUUUUCCGACUAGUAUAUGGGACGAGAGUUUAUACAAGGCUUGGUCUUCAAUAAUACAUACGUUGAUCCCUAAUAUAUCAUUGAUAACGGCGCAUUUAACAUAUCUUAGAGAUCUAUGUUUAGCGGUGGAAGCAGUUCUUUUUGAAUCAGAUACUUUUUUGGUUAUUGCGAAAUCUGGUUCACCUUUGGAUUGCGAUCCUACAGAUUUAGAUGAGAUGGAAAUCGAAAAUGGUGGUAAAGAAUUAGAUCAACAAAGAUUCGAAAAAAUUAGUGAAAUUAUCAAAGGUUUCAAGAAAACUUCCUCACGGAAUCACGAACAAUAUCAUGGAUUCGAAGCUAAAUUUGACGAUUGUACAGUCAUUUUAGAACCCUUAACCAAAAGCACUUAUAUCAUGAUCAUCUCUGUUGAUCCUAGAGUUGAGACCGGCGCAUUACUCUACAACGUACAUCAAGCUUCGGCACAUAUGGUAGAAUUCGCUUCUAAACUCCCACUAGAACAACAGAAAUGCGGAAUAUGUCGACAUAACAAAGAAUUGAAAUAUGCUGUCGGGACUGAUCAAGAUGAUUCCAUCCUAGCGUGGGAUGAUCCUAGACCGGAUUUGUGA
Molecule: messenger RNA, 1113 nt
Organism: Kwoniella shivajii
Lineage: Eukaryota; Fungi; Basidiomycota; Tremellomycetes; Tremellales; Cryptococcaceae
Exons: 9
Coding region: 1-1113 (370 amino acids)
Biological process (GO): negative regulation of autophagy; cellular response to starvation
Cellular component (GO): nucleus; Gtr1-Gtr2 GTPase complex; fungal-type vacuole membrane
Molecular function (GO): GTPase activity; GTP binding
Source: RefSeq, a predicted model, not a curated record